AUGUCUGCCCCCGUCACCGACUCUGCCCCGGCCGUCGAGCCGUCGACCAACGGCACCGCUGCCGCCCCCUCGACCGGCGAGCACCCGAUCACCCAGGCCAUGCAGGCCACCGAGCACGACCUCGGCCACAAGGUCUUUGUCGGCAACCUGCCCUUCUCGGUCAACGACGACAGCAUCAAGGACAUCUUUGCCAAGGUCGGCCAGGUCACCGACGCCCAGAUCAUCCACCGCGGCACGAGGUCCCUCGGCUACGGCUUCGUGACCUACACCAACGAGGCCGACGCCGCCGCCGCCGUGUCGCAGCUCGACAAGAGCGAGAUCAGCGGCCGCCAGGUCAACGUCGAGGUCGCAAAGCCCAUGCCGGCCCCGGGCGCCAUCGCGGCGCGCGCGGCCACCAAGGCGGCCAACUUCAAGGCGACGCGCGAGACGGCAAAGGAGGCGCAGCAGCAGCAGCAGGGCGGCGAGGGCGUCGAGGGUGUCGAGGGCGAGGCGGGGGUCAAGGCCAAGAAGGCGCGCAAGCCGCGCAAGCCCCGUGGCCCGCGUCAGCCCCGUGCCGACGACGAGACCGAGGAGGCCGGCGAUGCCCCGUCGUCGACCAACGCCGUCUCGGACGCCGCCGACGCGCUCGCCGCCCCGCGCGCCGAUGGCGACGCGCCCGCGCGCAAGCCCCGCAACCGCAAGCGCAAGGGCGCCGCCGCCGCCGGUGCGCUCGUCGACGGUGGCGCCGAGGGCGGUGCGCCCCCUGCGCUCGGCGACGCCAAGCCCGCUGCCGAUGCGCCGCGCCAGCCGCGCCGCCGCGGCCCGCCCGCCGGCGCCCCCUCGUCGACCCUCAUCUUUGUCGGCAACCUCAACUUUAGCGUCACGAACGAGUCGCUCGCGGCCGCGUUCGCGCCCGACUGCGCCGUCAAGAGCGCCGUCGUCGUCGUGCGCAAGUUUGGCCAGUCGGCCGGCCGCAGCAAGGGGUUCGCAUUUGUCGAUUUCGCGAGCCAGGAGGACCAGGAGAGGGCGCUCGAGCGGUUCCAGGGCAAGGAGCUCGAGGGGAGGCCGAUGAGCCUUAAGGUGGCCAUCCAGCCCGAGGAGGGUGCGCCUGCGGCCGGCGCGGCGGGCGAGGGCGAGGCCAAGCAGGCGGCCGACAAGGCGGCGGGCGACGCCAAGGUCGACGAGCAGAGCGGACGCACCGAGGGCGACGCCAUCAUCGUCGCGUCGUGAGGCGGGCACGUGUCGUCAUCGUCGUCGUCGUCGUCGGUUGAACCUCCCUCGAGCUCGUGUACAGCAACAGUCGUAGCAUAGCAGCAGCAAAUCUCCUCCACUCUUCUCCCUUGUCUCUCCUCCUCCUCUCUCCGUCAUCACCUCCUCCUCCUCCUCCUCGCUCUCUUCCCUCCCCUUCGUCCUCCAUCCCGGCCUCGAGCUUUUUUUUGCCCCUCCCUCUCCCUCACUCCAUGAGUCGAACGUGCCAAAAACGUGUCCCCUUGUCGAA
This is a messenger RNA of Rhodotorula graminis WP1, 1477 nucleotides long. RefSeq lists its product as uncharacterized. The transcript has 6 exons. Lineage: Eukaryota; Fungi; Basidiomycota; Microbotryomycetes; Sporidiobolales; Sporidiobolaceae. Gene Ontology annotation, cellular component: cytosol. Gene Ontology annotation, molecular function: mRNA binding. The record is from RefSeq and is a predicted model, not a curated record. Bases 1 to 1209 code for a protein of 402 amino acids.